Molecule: messenger RNA, 1269 nt
Organism: Oryza sativa Japonica Group (Japanese rice)
Lineage: Eukaryota; Viridiplantae; Streptophyta; Magnoliopsida; Poales; Poaceae
Product: glycine-rich protein DOT1
Source: RefSeq, a predicted model, not a curated record
UCCUUCAGUAACAUGAUGAUAGUAAUACAUACAUUACUGAAAGAACAAAUGCUGUAAGAUUAACAGCAGCAUCUUUAACACCAAUGGAAGAGUUUCCAAAUUACAUGGCAUUCAAUCCAGAAAAUCACCAGCUCUGUCACAGCACGACACUGCAGUGUGGGAGAAAAAACUAUCCACUGUGCCGUCGUUGGGGGCGAUGGCUCGGCUGCGACCUCGCCGCCGGCCACCGCUUGGUCCCAAGAACAAUGCAGCGUUUGUUCCUUCUUCCUUCUUGGCGGCGGCGUCCUAGCUCUGCACCGCCGUUAAGCAACAGCCGUUCCGGAUUCCAUGGACAGAUCAGAUCAAAUUCGUUAUUAUCUCCAUCUCAAGAAAAAAAAAUCUUGAGAGCUAUAUAUAUAUCGCAUCGCUCUUGCAGUACAUUUUUCCAUCCGUUUGCAAUGGCGAGAAUACUCCUAGCGUUCGCCGGCGACGCCGCGUCGGCGGCGAUGGCGACGGCGACCGGCCUCGGGCGGCCGUGGUUCAUGGCGUUGUGCAUGGUGGUGGUUUGCUCGUUGACCGUCUCGUUCGCCGUCUUCCUCUGCGGCCACAGCUCCGGCGUCCACGACGGCGAUCUCCUCAGGAAGAAGAAGCCUAUGAAACCACCGCCGCCUUCAUCCAAGAAGAAGAAGGUGUCCACGUCGAUGUCCGGCACGGUGGUCGACACGACGGGCAUGUAUACGGCGGCGUACGGCGUCGCCGUCGUCGGUGGACACGGUGGCCAUGGCGGCGGCGGGUGCGGUGGCGGCGGCGGCGGCGGUGGUGGAGGCGGUUGCUGCGGCGGCGGCGGUGGCUGUGGUGGUGGUGGUGGUGGCGGCGGCGGCGGCGGCUGUUAGACUUGCCGGAUCUUGCGAUGGCUUUGCAUGGACAGUGAUGGCUGCUUGGUCAUUGUAAGGUAGUCUUGUGAUCUCUCCUGUGUUUGGCCUGAUGUUAAUCUUAGGAAAUUUUUGUUACAAAUAUUUGUGUCAGUUUGUAGAGAUUUUGAUCAAUGCUAAUGGAUUUUGACAUCUUGUCAUCUGUUCAUGAGGUCAACAAAAAACAGAAUCCUUGUGUAAACUAGGGGCUUAGGGGUUUGUAGUUCUGAAUGUGUUCAUGAGGUCAACAAAAAACAGAAUGCUUGUGUAGGGGCUUAGGGAUUUGUAGUUCUGAAUGUGUUCGCUAGAUUGUGACUUUUAAGUGCUUUACAGUUUGUCGUCAGGAUAUUUCAAAAUGUGACAAAUCAGACUUUAUCGC